CUCCGACGAUGUCAAUCGACAGUAGUAGAAGAAUCCGGAUGGCUUCGUCGGCCGACGAUGUGUUUACAGCGAUUUGCGGUGGCACAUUUGUGUACCCGGCGGUCAUGCAUGAGCAGUAUCAAGCCAUCCGGGUGACCAACCGAGACGGUGUUACACCCGGUUCGAUUCGGGAGAUCGCUUAUGGACAUGCCAUCUCACGUAUGGUUUCACGGGCGACCGAGGAAAUCACCCGGAUUGACCACACGAGUCGAACCAUUGAAUCUAGGUUCAAGCCCGAUGGUGCCUUCGUUGGCAGGUUCUUUCGUUCGGCCUCCUUGGUCAUAAAGGUCGAACCGCUGUCGCUGAACCAUGGUCCUAACCGUCCAGGUUCGACCAUCGUAUGGACCUUGACCUACGAUUCUGAUUUCAAUGGC
Molecule: messenger RNA, 413 nt
Organism: Linum tenue
Lineage: Eukaryota; Viridiplantae; Streptophyta; Magnoliopsida; Malpighiales; Linaceae
Source: the annotation of a GenBank genome assembly